UCGAACGUGUUGGCGGCCGCGGCGUUCCUCAGCGCGGGGCGGUCGUCGGCGCCACUCUUCUCUCCCGCCGUUCGCUGCCGCUGUUACCCCUGCUCUAUGUUUGAAGAAUGUCCGCGUUGACAGACGGAGAAACGUCCCAGAACGUGCGGAAAGGGAGAAGAAUCGUGAAGUCCCGCUACCUGCAGUACGAUAAGAAAGAGUCCAGUAAGAAUGCUUCAACAAAAUCUUUUUCGUCAUCGACUUCCAGUGCAUCUUCCACAGCUAAAGCAAGACCGGUGCUCGCCCAGAAGUCUGAAGGUUCUGGUGUUGCCUCUGGCUUGUUAAAUCAGAGUAGUUUUGAGAAAGGUGACCUGCAAUCCACUUUAUUAGAUGGAGAUAAAAUUACUCGACCAGACCUUGAUCUUUCAGCUAUUAAUGAUAAAACCGUCCUACAGAAGUCUACAAGUUCAAGGGCUUCCUGCAAAACAGAUAAAGGGCCAUGUGUAAAAAACCAGAAAUCGAAAAACAAUCCUGCUGUUGUGGGGGCAGAGCUGAGCUCUCAGGAGCUGAUUUUAACUUACCUAAGAGUGAAGCAGAAGAAUGACGUGGCUGAGCUCGAGGAAAAAGCAGAAGAAAACUUGUUAAUGUUGUGUGAAGAAAAAGAGAGACAACAGGAGAAGCUCUAUGAGUUGAAGCGUGAAAUUCUGCUCAGAGAGAGAGAGGAAAAGCUUGAUGAGGAGCUUGUGAAACAGAUGGAAGUACUUUCUCCUCUUGUUCCUCUUCUUGAACAAUUUAAAGAGCAGUAUAAGAGCUUUGCAGUUGCUCUGGAUGCCACUAGACAUAAAUUACCCAUUAAAAACAUUCACAUAGAGGGAGAUAUGCCAACGUACCUAGACAAACUGCAAAAGCAGUUGACUGUCACCCAGGAACUUCUGGCAGAAGUUAUGCCAGACUGCUCAGAAGAAAGUGCAAAAGCAUUCAGUGAACUGCAAGGUACUGAAGAGGUGUUUCAAAAGCUGGAGAAAGAACUUCGAAGGAGCUUGACUCAAGUGCAGAACCUGUCGUAUGAAGCUAGCAAAGAAGUUUCACUGCAUAAUCAAAGAAUAUGUGAGGACAAUCAUGGCGUAGAUGUUGUGAAACACUGGUACUUCAACUGAGUGUCUGUGAUCUGUGUGUUUUAUUGUGUUUGUUACUGAUGGGUGGGUCCUAAAUCAAUGUCAGACUUGUAUGUUUUUGUUUACUGUCUUUGAUUUGUCCUGUAUCUCACUUUACUUAUGGACAGAACACAUCCAGCUUUCCAGUUUCAAUAUGAAAGCAGCUACAUGUGUGACUGAUCUAAGAAUGGAAUUUUCUUCUGCUUACCCAUAAGGAGACUUAUUUUUUUAAACAGCCAUUUCUGUGACACUUUUAUCAUCACUUGCUGCCUUGGUAAUACUGCAAGUUAAAUCAAAUGUUAUUCUUAGCAAACAUGAACAAUGUAUCCUUAAACUCACUUUCUUGCACCUGGCUUUGAGUGCACUGCUUUGCAGCUCUUCCCAGCACAGUGUUCCUUACAGGGCCACGUCUCAAGAGAGAGAUGUGGAGCUGUGUUUGUUGUACUAUGUGGUUUUUUUUUUAAUCUGGAUAGGAGAACCAGGAGGAAUGCACAGCAUGAUCAUUAAUCACUUGGUGAACAGCUUCCAGAGGAACUCUUAAUUGCCCCUUGUGUCUGGGUUUUUCAAGGGGAAAAGCAACGUGGGUAGCAAAGAAUGAGGCUGGUGAGCAGGAGUAGAGUUUUGGUAUAUUUUUGCCUAAUUGUCUUGUAAAUAAAUUACUGAAACAUAAAUGCUUUUGUAGUGAUGCUUUCUCUUGAAGUGCUUUAGAUCUUUAUUUUAAAAUAAAGAUUACUUUUUCACUGCUGCGUUAGGA
Messenger RNA from Centrocercus urophasianus (Greater sage-grouse), 1887 nucleotides. RefSeq names its product HAUS augmin like complex subunit 8 (gene HAUS8). The transcript is spliced from 10 exons. The record is from RefSeq and is a predicted model, not a curated record. Bases 108 to 1136 code for a protein of 342 amino acids. Lineage: Eukaryota; Metazoa; Chordata; Aves; Galliformes; Phasianidae.